UAUGUGUGUGUUGUUGAUGAAUAACUCGAUCAGCUUUGAGGUUUCGUUAGAACAUUGAAUCCUUUCGAUAAGCAUAGAACAGAAGAUCCUGCUAAAAAACCUUGAAAGAUUAAAACAAGAUGAAGACUUUCUUCUUCAUUGUAGCUCUUAUUACAAUUGUCAACCUUCCUUUCUCAACACAAAGUUGUCAGUCUCAAGCUACAUGUAAACAGUGCAUAAGUAAAGCUGAGUGUGCAUGGUGUUCUGCUGAGAAAUUUAAGGAAAAAGCAGAGUCAAGAUGUGACACACUAGAAAACUUAAAAAAACUGGGCUGCCCSAUGUCAAAUAUUUCYAAUCCAUCCAGCAAAUAUGAACCCAUUAAUCCAAUAGGUGUGGGUCCAACAGUUCAAGUUUCACCACAAAAGGUGACACUUAAAUUAAGACCAGGUGUUCCUGCAACCAUUCCUCUWGUUGUUCGCUCUGCUGAAAACUAUCCUGUUGAUUUGUAUUAUCUUAUGGACAUGUCUUGGUCUAUGCAAAAUGAUUUGGAUAAAUUGAAGAAUCUUGCAGGAAAGAUAGCUCAAACUCUGAAGAACAUCACAAAGAAUUACCAACUUGGCUUUGGAUCAUUUGUCGAUAAAACUGUUUCACCUUACAUGCGACAAGAGCUCAAAAAGCCCUGCAAAGCCAACCAACAAUGUGUACCAACUUAUGGAUACAAACAUAUCUUAAAGCUAGUCAAAAAUGAUACCAAGUUUAAGGAAGAAAUAAAUAAACAAAUCAUUUCUGGAAACCUUGAUGAACCUGAGGGAGGAUUUGAUGCCCUGAUGCAGGUUGCGGUUUGUAGUAAUCGAAUAGGAUGGAAGAAAAGCGGUGAAUCCAGACGACUUGUUGUGUUUGUUACGGAUGCACCUUUCCAUAAAAUUGCCUCUACUGUCAAACUUGCUUUCAAAGCACCAGAUGGAAUACGYGUUCAGUAUACAGGUCGGUGUGGAAACAAAAUUGUAUCUAAUGGAGAGUGCACAGGUGUUGCUAUCAAAGACACGGUAUWWUUUGACAUUUCUGUCUCUCUUGAGCGUUGCACACCAGAAGUUGUCAAACAAAAAAGCUUYCCAAUCCGUAUUCCUGGAUUUGGUGAAGUAGAAGUGAACUUGGAGUAUAUUUGCAGUUGCCAGUGCGAGUCAUCUCAAUACAGAGUUGAAAACAGCUCAAGAUGUAGUGAUGGUAAUGGAACAUAUGCUUGUGGACAAUGCUCUUGCUAUGAGAAUCGAUAUGGAGAAAACUGCGAAUGUGACAGCCCUUUCGAUAAAAGUAAAGAUCUUUCGAAGUGCAAAGCGACCAACGCUACUGAUGAACCUCCAUGCAGUGGUAGUGGACAGUGUAUCUGUGGCAAGUGUAUAUGUAACAGGGACCCCCGCGGGCGUAUUUAUGGUGACAAGUGUCAGUGCAACGAUUUUUCGUGUCAGGAACACAAGGGUGCGGUAUGUGGUGGUUCCGACCGAGGAGUAUGUGACUGUGGUGUCUGUAAAUGUAAAGGAGUUUACAUUGGAGUAAAUUGCGGACAGCGAAAUUGCUCGCUACUGGACUAUGAAUGUCGAAAAGACAAGGAAUCGCCGAUAUGUGGAGGUAAAGAUCGAGGAACAUGCGAAUGUGGCCAGUGCAAGUGCAAUAGUAAAUACACUGGWCAGUACUGUGAAGAUUGCCCGACGUGUGAAGGAGGCAUUUGCAGCAGCAGCAAAGACUGUAUAACAUGCACAAAGUUCGAGAAGAACAGUUUGGAGGACUGUAAAAAGGUCAAUCGAUGUGAAGCUGUCAUACAGACCGURGAAACUAUCAAGAACAUCGAUACUUACACAGAUCAAGGAUUGUAUCGUUGUGAAGGAUCAAGAGAAAAGUGUACAUACUACUUUACGUAUAGAAAAAGAGCAGAUGGGAAAAGCUAUGACCUGUUUGUCCAAGAGAARCAAGCAUGUCCUGCUCCAGCACCUAUCUUGGCUAUAUCAUUGGGCGUGGUCGGGGGUAUACUGCUUAUCGGACUUGUGCUUUUGCUUAUUGGGAAAAUACUAGUUUCGAUGGCGGAUCGUAUUGAGUACAAGAGAUUUGAACGAGACAGAAUGAACGCCAAAUGGCAUAGGGAAAAGAAUCCUUUGUACAAAGAGGCCAAGACAACAUUUGAAAACCCAACAUAUGCUGGUCGUUAACCUUCUUGUAGAGAUUCGAUUUGUAAAAUACCGUGUUAAUUAAAAACUACCAAAGUAAAAUUUCCUGACAACAAAAGAAUGGACAUAUUYCAAUCGCAUGACGACAUGCAUACUUCGUAAUUUACACGACAAGAAAAAUCAGAAAUUUUAUGUACUUAUCGAUCAUGUAAUACAAUUCGUAACCGACGCUUGCCGGAGCAUAAUUUAUAAAUGCGCUAGGAAUAUUUUAUCAAUUAUUAGACASUGUUUAGACAAUUCUUUUUAUCAGUUGUGUACGUUCUUAUUCUUUUMAUUACUUAGUCUUGUUUUAAAAGUCAUUGAUACGAACAAGUCACAACAAAGACGCUAUAUGUACAAUAUCCGAGUUUAUACAUGAAAAAAAAACCCUGUCAAAUGGAAAAGUUAAAUUAUAAAACGCGUUCUUGUCAGUAGAAUGCAAGAAUGCAAAUACUAUCCUUUUGCGUUUUAAAACAGUAUAUAUUGAAGUUGUUUUCAAUUUGAUAAAUAGUAAUGAAAAACUAAUAAAAGCAAUGAAAGUAUAAUUA
This is a messenger RNA of Exaiptasia diaphana, 2725 nucleotides long. Its product is annotated as integrin beta-3. Gene Ontology annotation, biological process: cell migration; cell-matrix adhesion; integrin-mediated signaling pathway. Gene Ontology annotation, cellular component: integrin complex; cell surface; focal adhesion. The transcript has 25 exons. Bases 120 to 2180 code for a protein of 686 amino acids. Lineage: Eukaryota; Metazoa; Cnidaria; Anthozoa; Actiniaria; Aiptasiidae. The record is from RefSeq and is a predicted model, not a curated record. Gene Ontology annotation, molecular function: integrin binding.